This is a messenger RNA of Aspergillus alliaceus, 930 nucleotides long. Its product is annotated as S-adenosyl-L-methionine-dependent methyltransferase. Lineage: Eukaryota; Fungi; Ascomycota; Eurotiomycetes; Eurotiales; Aspergillaceae. The transcript has a single exon. Bases 1 to 930 code for a protein of 309 amino acids. The record is from RefSeq and is a predicted model, not a curated record.
AUGGUUUGUGCACAGGUCACACUGAUCCGCAGCCCCCGUUAUGACCCUUAUCAAGGCAAAGUGGUUAAGACAUACGAUGAUCCACCAGAAAUGUGGGAGAAAGCUUUAGGGAGCGAAGGCUUAGGCUUCCAGUUUGGGUUGUUCGACCACGCGGAACUUGCGGUGGGAGCAAGACCUGGGCCGAUUGGGCCGUCCGAGGUCCGGCACUUUGAUUACCAGCUGGAACUCGCUGGAUUUCCAGCAGCUGAGAAACCUCAAUUACGUCGAAUAUUAGAUGUCGGCUGUGGCUGGGGAUCUAUAACGGAGCACCUAGCGAGGCGUUUCCCAGAAUGUGAGCGCAUCGACGCGAUCAAUAUCAGCCAGCGUCAGCUUGAUUACUUUGCCGAAAAACUACCACCAGAGUUAUCAAGCAGGAUCAACCUGUACCACUGCAAUGGACAGGACAUCGAUUUACUGCCUGAUCCAGCCAUACCUUACGAUUUAGUGGUUGUGCGAGGCGUCUACACCCAUUUUCAAAAUCGAGUCUUCGAAGACUCGGUGGCGCGAGUGGCCCAACGCUUGGCUCCUGGUGGCGUUUUGCUAAUCUCGGACACUCUCUACAGGACAGAUAGUUUGACAUCCUAUAAGUCACACAUAGAAGAUACGAAAGAUCGGGUGGCUUGCGGCAACAGAAAGACGGUGGGCUACUACCUUGGGGUUCUCGAGCAGAACGGACUAGUCCUGCAGGACUUCCGGCAGCUACCGUCAACCGCUGAGGUGAUACAUUGGUUUGAGAUUGUACGGCUCAAUAUCGAGCGCAAUUUCCCCCACGGCGCACCAGGCCCGAUCCAAGAACUACAGGAACUGGCUCGCAACGGUGCGGAGGUGGUGGCUCAAAAAAAGAUUGGGAUGUACAGCAUCGUCGCCAUACGUCCUAUAUGGGGAAAGUGA